Molecule: messenger RNA, 2145 nt
Organism: Aspergillus wentii DTO 134E9
Lineage: Eukaryota; Fungi; Ascomycota; Eurotiomycetes; Eurotiales; Aspergillaceae
Product: putative C6 transcription factor
Exons: 4
Coding region: 1-2145 (714 amino acids)
Biological process (GO): positive regulation of transcription from RNA polymerase II promoter by galactose; DNA-templated transcription
Cellular component (GO): nucleus
Molecular function (GO): RNA polymerase II cis-regulatory region sequence-specific DNA binding; zinc ion binding; DNA-binding transcription factor activity, RNA polymerase II-specific
Source: RefSeq, a predicted model, not a curated record
AUGGACGAACUCGAGAUAUCGCCGAUUGCAGACGACUGGCGAAACCCCCCUGUCGAUGAAGACGACCCGCAGAGCCGACCGCGGAAGAGAAGGCGGAAAUACAUAGCCAAAGCAUGCAAUGAGUGCAAACGACGCAAGAUCAAGUGUAAUGGAGAAACGCCGUGUCAGCGAUGUGGUCGUCAACGAGUUGGAUGUGUUUACGCGGAGAAUGCCCGGUCGGAGAGUGGCAUGGGUGAUCAGCAGAAUUUCGAGCGAUUAUUCGAACAAAUGGGCGCGAUGCAGGAGCAGAUCACCAUGUUGACGGCUACCGUGCAUGCUUUGACCAACAGCGGCGUGACGGGGCCAGCAGCGACACGAUCCGAAGCGACAACGCAGUCUUUGACCACGCAGCGCCCCUUUCGCCGACUAUCCUCCGCUCGAGAAUUGACCUUCCAAGGCCCGACCACCUCGGCGUUUAGUUUCGAUUUGGCCAAGACGAGUUUACAAAGACGCGGGAUUGUUGAACGCAAUGAAAUUGGCGAGGAGGAUGGGGAUAUGACGCAGGAACCGUCGCCGGUGCCUUCGCCUUCAUCGCCGGACCAGGAGUUGGAACCUCGAACGGGUGAUCCGUUGUGGACGAUUCAGAAGACGGAAGCGGUUCGACUGUGUCGGGUUUAUGAGGAGGAGAUGGGGGUCAUGUAUCCCGUGUUGGAUUUACAGGAGUUAUUGCGCCAGGUGGAUAUUCUCUACGGGCCUAUGGAUACGGUUUCGUGGUCUCCAUUGCAGGGGAAUGUCGAUGGAUUGGAGAGUGGCGAUGUCGAUAUUCUGCGAUUGGUGUUUGCAUGCGCGUUGACUGCGGAGGGCAGCGGAAGUAGUGAGCUGGCUAUGAGAUUGUUUGGGAGUGUGCGAGAGGUGGCUGAUAAUUGUGUCUGGGGACCGCCGGAGAUUAAAAGCAUCAUCUUUCUGACAUUGAUCUCUAUCUUUUACUUCCAGAUGGACGAAGAAACAUUGGCGUGGCGGACGAUUGGGACCGUUGAGCGCAUGUGUCUUGAAAAGGGGUUGCAUCGUCGCGAAACACUGACCCAGCCGGCUAUCAUGGAGGCGGGGAGGGAAAGAGUGCUGCGACUAUUCUGGUCUAUAUACAUACUCAACAUCAGGUGGUCGUUUGGGACGGGGAUGCCGUUCUCCCUCGAAGACACCGACAUUGAUCCGUGGUUGCCCGAGCCGGAGGAGAAAACGCCGUAUUUGCAAGUGAUGAUUCGCUACAGUCGGAUUGCGGCCAAAGUGUGGAAGUUCAUAUCGGCAUUCAACAACAGCAAUGAGAUUAAGAAGGAUGAGAUGAACUACCUGGAUUGGCAAGUUUUGCGAUGGGCGAAUGGAAUGCCGAGAUCUCUGCAACUUGACGAUCUAGGCGCGGAGCAGUCGAAAGAUACUCGUAGCAUUCGUCGGCUACGAUCCUUGUUGUACCUGCGAGGAAAUCAGUUGCGGAUGUUGAUUCACCGACCUGUUCUACAUACAGCCUCUCAUAUCAUGCGAUACAUCUCCGAGUCGGAAACCGUGGUCGAGAUCGCCAAGGACACGAUUCGGUUUAUCGCACAUUUGAAUGAUACGUCGGAUAUCUACAAGCUGCAGCAAGUCACAUUUAACUGGUUUCUUGUCUCUGCUCUUGCAGUGCUCUUUUUGGCCGUCGCACAAGCCCCCGGGCAGUUCAGCCAUCGCUGCAAGGAGGAAUUUGUAAUGGCACUUGAACUCGUCAAAGGCUUCUCUACAAAAUCUUACAUCUCUCGCCGGCUAUGGAAAUCAAUCAAAAGCCUCAGGAAACUGGCACCUCAAGUAGGAUUGCAGAAACAUCAUGAAGAGAGAAACCACAACCACGAAACGCGGGAUAAUAAUACGGUGGAUUCAUUGGACCAUGCCCCUGCAUCCAGUAUCCAGAGUCAUACGCCGCAGGACGGGGCACAAAUGACACAGGAACUGAUGGAGUGGUUUGAAGCUGUGGGGAAUAUCGAAAACCAGAUUAUGGGCAUGGGCACACAACCGAUGGGGACGCAACCACCGACCCUGGAUGAUCCAGGACUGUGGCAGUAUGGGUCUAGAAUGCCGAAUGGGGAGUAUAUGUUUGAUUAUGGUGGGGAGCUAUCGAGCAUGAUGAAGGACUGUUUCUAG